AUGUCCAACGUUUUCCUUGUUAUUAAACAGGUGGAUGAUUAUGACGCUCUGCCUUACUAUCCAUACAGAGAUGACGCUAUACUACUUCAUCACGUCAUCUGGGAUUAUGUACGCGAGGUACUCGAAGGUCACUAUGGUAAGUGUUCCAGAAUUUUUUUAAACCUAGGAUAGAUUCCAUUAAUAUUAUUUCCAAAUUUUUCUUCUUUUCAACCGGGUGAAAAGAAAGUAAUGGUUAAUAAUAGAUGACUCUGUGUGCGUAUGUUUCAUACAACAAAUCAUACCUCUGACUCACACUCGCGAAGACUAUAGCGUACAAGGUUUACGAGGUAAAAAGCAAGAACCUUAUUCAUUAACUCACUGGGAAAAAGUCAUGAAAGCGAAUUACAGCAGGGAUUCGGAACCCAGGGCUCAGCAACAAGGGGGUGGGCCAUGGGCGGUGAAAAAGGGGGAUUAGUAGGAGAAGUGAAAGUGGCGGGCUAAGCCCCUCCCUCGAAAAAAACCCGAUUAGAGUAAGACGGUGAUAUGAAGAUUCUUGAUCGCGCCCACAAGGCAAAAUGGACAGAAUUACCAACAUUGUGGUCAAUGAAAAUCCCUUAAGUGAAUUUAAUUAAACAGGGGGCUUCAAUACCCAUCACAGAUUUCACAGGGGGCUAAGCCGGUGCAUGCAUUUUUCACUUCGGUGCAUGCCAGAAAAUGCAUGCAAUGACAGUUCAAUCGUGUUUUGCCUGUGGUGUUUGCACUUCCCCCGCCACUGGGACGGGCUUAGGCGGUUUGCGAAUUUUAUAUGGCCUAAUAUUCAAUCUUUCGAGAUGAAAUGUGUAAACAUUUGUUAAGAUUUACUCAAACGGUCACUGGUUAAAACCGUUUGUAAUAUAACUCUCAAUAUGAAUGUUGGUCUCGCAUCUUAGAUCUUUAAAUAAAAAAUUGUGUCUGAAAAUGCAAGAAAUCAACCUCUGGAGGCUAAAAGUACGAAAAUUUUCUUGAUAAGGACCCCCAAGUCCCACGAAAAGUUCUGUCUUUUGGAAUUCCCCAUCAGCUAGUUGGGUCCCAUUUUUUAGGUUCCCAUUUACAAAUUCGUAAAUUUUCCUGUUUUGGAUUAGAGAGCUGUACUCAGCGCUCCUUCGCUAUAUAUGUGACAUGCUGCUAUUUCAUGGGGGGUUUUCAGUAAUAAAAUUUCUUUAAAAUAAUCCCUUCCCCCUUGUUAUCGUAUCAGUUCUAAAUCACUGAAUUACAGUAUUAACCUAACUUGUUGUCCAUGUCUCUCUGAACUGUAAAGUGUUCUAUGUAAUAUGAACUUUUAACUUUAGACACGCCACAAAAACUCGUGAAAGACUGGGAGAUUCAAGAGUGGGGAAAAAUGUUGGUAGAUGAGGGUGAAGGCCUCGGUAUUAAGGUACACACGUAAAAACGCACAAGUUGUUACAGGUCUGCAAUCAAGUUGUUACAAAUCUGUUCACAAGCUGUUGACAAGUUGUAUUCGCACUGCUUGUUCCCAGUUGUUGUAACAAGUUUGGAACAAGCUGUUAACAACUUGUAACAAACGUGAUGGCAUUAUCAGACUUGUUACAAGGUUGUUCUAACAAAGUCUGAUACAGUCAUGAUAAACAAGAAUGUUACAAGGUUGACGACACAAGGUUGUAACAAUAUUGUUAUAUCAUGACUGUAUCGGACUUGUUGGAACAACCUUGCAACAAGUCUGAUAGCAUCAACAAGGUUGUUGCAAGUUGUUAACGGCUUGUUCCAAACUUGUUGACAACUUGGGACAAGCAAUGCGAACACAACCUGCAUGUUAACGGCUUGUUGGCAGACUUGCUACAAGAUGUGAGCUUUUUACGCGUGUAGGCAAAGACUACAUUUCAAUAUACAGAGGGGAAUGAUGGAUAAAAUAGAAUAAUGAUUAAUGGAUGUUUUAAACUCGUCAUUCGCUCUUUCAUUACAAAAUGUUUAAUUAAAAAUUAUGAUUUGAUUCCUUUGAAAUUCCCAUCGAAAUCAAAGUGCAGUUUUAGAACCGUUCAAAUUCAAUGAAAUUAGAUAGGAAAAGGGAAAAUUAAGGUGAUUUAUCUAAACAUUUAAAUUUUUACCAAGUGCCUCCAGAUGUAGUGCAGGAAAUUUUUUCGGUGGAAUAUGCCCCUUGAUCCGUCUAGAAUUAUGACUAACAAAUUAUUUAAAAGAUAGAAUCCUGGUGGCGUCACUGCAACUGCUAUGCUUUUAUGUUUUUUAGACGGCCGGCCUAAACCUGAAAAUUAAUGUGAGAAAAAAAUUUGUUUGAAGUUUUUUUAUACAACAUGCCACUCUGGCAUUUUCUUAGGGUAUACUGUAGGUCUGAUUUUGGCUCUAUAUAGCCGAAAAGUUGUUGUGUCAAUGUCAUUGCAAAAUUGCCUUCGUUUUUAAAGGAAAACGCGCUGCGAUCUCAAUAGAAAUUGUAGACUUUACCGAGAAAAGAAUACAGUCAGCUAGGUCGGGUUUAUUAUAUACUUCAUUUUUGUUGAGAACAUAGUUCAAAAUUGGUACUCUAUACUAUACCCAUGCAGUCAAGUCUCAGCGCAUUUAUAACUAAAUAUAAAGCUAUAUAUAUAUAUAGCAGCGGUUUUUCUUGUGCUAAAUGGGACAAAAUAUUUACACAGUUUUAUGGAAAUGAAAGCGUAAACUAAUAACUCAUUUCGGUGGUUUCAUGUUUUAGGACGCGCUUUUCCUCGUACCCAGGCGCUUUAAAUAAUUAUAAUACAUGAAGUAUUCAGGAAGGCAUGCGACGCCCGAAGGCCCAUCAGCCCCUUCGCCCUUCUGUCGUCACUACAAUACUUCAUGUAAACUUGGCAUACGCGCAUCGCUGGUUUUUUUUACAAAGAGACGCCUGGGUACGAGGCAGGUCCUGCCGCAGAAAGAAAAUUGUCAGAGGGUUUGCCUCAUUUACGCUUUGACUAUAAUCUCUGCUAAUUUUCGCAUUGCACAACACACAUGCACUUUAUAUAAUUUAUUUACUCACCUUUUGUAAGAUCCAUGAUGACCACGUUCUCUGGUUCACUGCUUGCCCAUUAUUUCUAUGAUCAAUAUUCACAAGACUGUUAAAACUCGCACGACUCGUAGCCUCGCAGAAUAGCCGACCUCGUCUUCGCCUGUAACAGUCUCAUUUCAGUUAAAUAUUUUACAAUUUUUUAAAGUAUAAGAUUAUAUGUUUUGAUCCUCAGAUAGAUUGAUAAAUGCAAAGUUCCAUUGAAAUCUAAUGAUCGUGCUAAUUUCUGUAUUCAGUGUUUCUUUGUCUUCUAAAGGGCGUACCAGGGGAUGGUAGUUUUACCGACUUGGAAGAUCUCAUACAAACAGUGACAUCAGUGAUAUUCAUAUGCAGUGUUGGGCAUGCAGCGUCUAACUUUGGUCAAUAUGAUGAUUAUGCCUUCCCACCAAAUUAUCCAGCAAUCCUUCGUGGAAACCCUCCCACUGAUAAG
Molecule: messenger RNA, 3440 nt
Organism: Paramuricea clavata
Lineage: Eukaryota; Metazoa; Cnidaria; Anthozoa; Malacalcyonacea; Plexauridae
Source: the annotation of a GenBank genome assembly